Teleopsis dalmanni is the source of this 1533-nucleotide messenger RNA. RefSeq lists its product as uncharacterized. Lineage: Eukaryota; Metazoa; Arthropoda; Insecta; Diptera; Diopsidae. Bases 267 to 1418 code for a protein of 383 amino acids. The record is from RefSeq and is a predicted model, not a curated record. The transcript is spliced from 3 exons.
UUCGUUGAAUUUUUCCAAAUACAAAUCGAAAUGAAAAAUUUUACUUUCUGACCAAUUAUUUUAACAAAGUAGGCAUAAAUCCUGAUUAAAGUUACAUUGAUUUUAACAUUUCUGAAAAUUUAGUAUUAAUUUUUGUCGUUUGGUUGUGUUUGAAAAAUACAUCUUGGAUUAGAAGGACGGAAAGAAAUCUGAUACUUGCGGACAAUAACUAAAACGAAGUUGAGAUUUAGUAUAUAGUACCAAUAUUGGUUGUAUUACGUUGAGAAAUGAAUACAAAAAAAAUGUUCUAUGACAAGUGCGAAAUAUGCCAAAAGGAUAUGAAGUUACACGCCUCAAGCAUUUGCAACCAAUGUUACAAGUUAGAGAUGCAAUUAUUGGACGGACGUGGUGCAGUCAAAUGUGACGAUGAGCAGGAGACGGAACAUAAAACCACAACUUCAGCCGUACCUUCAUUUAGCCAGGUUGGUAAUGAAAAGAAUGAGGAGAAAAUCCACGUCAAUCGUUUCGCUGAAGGUUCUGUUAAACCGAGAUGGUUCAACACUUCAAACGAACCACUAAAGUUAUUCCCUGAUAUGGAAAAGAAUGAGGAGAAAAUCCACGUCAAUCGUUUCGCUGAAGGUUCUGUUAAACCGAGCUGGUUCAAUACUUCAAACGAACCACUGAAGUUAUUCCCUGAUAUGGAAAAGAAUGAAGAGAAAAUCCAAGUCAAUCGUUUCGCUGAAGGUUCUGUUACACCGAGUUGGCUCAACACUUCAAAUGAACCACUGAAGUUAUUCUCUAAUAUGGAAAAGAAUGAGGAGAAAAUCCACGUCAAUCGUUUCGCUAAAGGUUCUGUUACACCGAGUUGUUUCAAUACUUUAAAUGAACCACUGAAGUUAUUUCCUGAUAGGGAAAAGAAUGAGGAGAAAAUCCACGUCAAUCGUAUCGGUGAAGGUUAUGUUAAAUCGAGUUGUCUCAAUACUUCAAACGAACCACUGAAGUUGUUCCCUAAUAUGGAAAAUGACAAACAGUUUUUAGAAAUAAAACAAUCUUUACUUGGGUUAGGCCUUAAAAACGCAGCGUCAGGGUCGGUGCCGGAUAUGUUAACCAAUGGUGUGGAGUGUCAAGACUUGUCGUCUGAAAUUGGUGAUACAACCGAUACAACCACGCUGUACAAUUUAAUGGGUGUUAAGGAAAAACAAAAGGAAAAUGUAUUUAUAUUCGAACCGUCCAAGAAACCAGCCGGGAUAAUGUUUUCAAGCACUACUAAAGACAAUAAAAAAAUGUUCGUCUUUACAGGAAAAAAUUAUUUUGAUAAGGUGCUUGAAGGCAUUGAGGCAAAGGCUUGGAAAGCAGAUGAGAAAACAUGUAUGGAUGUAGUCGAAAUGGUUGUGAAACCAAUAGUUCUACAACUAGUAAAUUCUGCAUGUAAACCGUAAAUUAUUAGUAACACUAAAUCUAAGUUUAGUGUCUUUGUCUAUAGUCUAUAUAGUAUAGUCUAUAAAAAAUAUUUUUUUGAAUUUGUUAUGUCUGAAAUAAUUAUUUGGUUCUCUC